Messenger RNA from Penicillium expansum, 219 nucleotides. RefSeq lists its product as uncharacterized. The coding region runs from base 1 to 219 and encodes 72 amino acids. NCBI's taxonomy places the organism in Eukaryota, Fungi, Ascomycota, Eurotiomycetes, Eurotiales, Aspergillaceae. The record is from RefSeq and is a predicted model, not a curated record. The transcript has 2 exons.
AUGUCCUCCGACCUUCAAAACAAAAAUUCCUAUCCGUCACACCGUUUAGUGUUCCCUCGGUCGCAGAACCACAAACGCACACAAAAAUACGAGCGUGCAAUGAGGACCACGGGCUGCAAGCCAUGUUUUUGUUUCCCUCCCCUGUCAGGGAUUGAGACAGCUGGACAUCAACGUCAGAGGGGCGGAACAGCGCAACCUUUCAUGGGGGGAGGGGGAUGA